AUGAACGAGAAACCAACGACUGAACCACCGACCGUGGGCGAUGCGCCGCGGCCCGGUCCCGACGAAGCCCCCGACAGAGGGCGGUGGCUGGGCGCUAAUUCGAGGCGCGAUGCUGUGAUGUGGUGCAAGAGUGUAUUUUACGAGGUUGUCCUAGGCCGAAAGACAUUGCCGCCUUCGAAGAAUGGCCGCAUUAUUCCACUACAGCUGGACCAAGAUGCGCCCCUAACGGACGAACGACGAGGCGGGCAUCCCUUCCUUUCGAACACCAUCCGAACUUCCCGAUACACUGUUUACGACUUCAUCCCGAAACAACUCUUCUUCCAGUUUUCCCGAAUUGGCAAUUUUUAUUUCCUCUGUGUGGGCGUCCCGCAGACCGUGCCUGGCCUUUCUACCACGGGAAACUUUACGACGAUUUUGCCGCUACUUUUCUUCGUUCUGGUCACUGUCGCAAAGGAAGGAUAUGACGAUUUCAAGCGCCACCGGCUAGACAAGGUGGAGAACGCGGAGACAGCGCGUGUGCUCAAGCACUCGAAACAUCGCAACACUAGCUCGCAGACCUGGCAGUCUAAGCUUCGAAGCACUCUCCUGGGAGGCUCCCAAGUACUAGGCGCCGGCCAAGCAGUAGAUGAUGGGCCAUGGAUAACAACGAGAUGGUGUGACAUCGAGGUUGGCGACCUCAUCAACUUACGAAGAGACGAUCCGGUCCCUGCCGAUAUCGUACUGCUCCAUGCCGAUGGCGAGAAUGGCCUUGCUUAUAUCGAGACGAUGGCCCUUGACGGCGAGACCAACCUCAAGAGCAAGCAAGUUUCGGCUGCACUGGAAGGACGCGAUUCUGUCGAGAAGAUCGUGGCCUGCGAUGCCGAAUUUGUGGUCGAAGACCCAAACCCUGAUCUUUACAAGUUCGAUGGUCGAGUGACUGUCAAUGGAAAGUCGCUACCACUGACUUCCGCCGAGGUUAUAUACAGAGGCAGUAUUCUGAGAAAUACGGCGUCCGCGAUUGGCAUCGUUGUCAACACGGGGGAGGAGUGCAAGAUUCGCAUGAAUGCUAAUCAACACCCCAAGGCCAAGAAACCCGCGUUGGAGACCGUAGCCAACAAGAUUGUCGUUUCCCUGGCGCUCUAUGUCAUUAUUCUUUCUGUCGGCUGCUCCAUGGGAUAUGUAUUGUGGCAGCGGUCGCAGGAGAGAAGGACAUGGUACCUGAGUGGUGCUGAAGUCAAGUUCUACGAAAUCAUCAUUGGUUUUAUCAUCCAGUUCAACAAUGUCAUUCCUUUGGCAUUGUACGUCAGUCUCGAGAUCGUCAAAGUCGGACAGCUACUCAUGCUCAAUUCCGAUGUCGAGAUGUACCACGCCGAAACGGACACUCCAGCUCGAUGCAAUACGAACACCAUCCUCGAGAACUUGGGCCAAGUCGGCUACAUCUUCACCGACAAAACAGGCACACUGACGGAAAACGUGAUGAAGUUCCGCAAACUGAGCAUUGCCGGCACAGCUUGGCUGCACCAACCGGACGUCGAAGUUGCAGAUGGCGAUAGCGAAAACAACAGCUCUGUAGACACCCUGUUUGAGGCUAAGGGGAUCCCGCGCAUUUCAACCCAGCACAUUCGAACCGAUGCCAUCGUAGACGACUACGUUCAAUCUCCAGCGACUCUCGGCAGACCAUCGAUGGCUCGCUCACGAGCGCCGUCUACGCGAAGAUCGUCUUCCCAGUGGAGAUCCACGGGCCGUCCGGACCAUGUGCAGCCCGACGUCACUACCAGCGAUCUUCUAGAGUUCAUUGCCCUGAGGCCUCAUUCUCUGUUUGCGAGAAGGGCAAAAGACUACAUCCUUGCAAUGGCACUCUGUCAUACCUGCCUCCCGGAAAUCCGCAACGGUGAGGUCGAAUAUCAGUCUUCUUCUCCAGACGAGCUGGCCAUGGUUAAGGCAGCACAAGAGCUCGGCUAUACUGUUGUUUCGCGGACUUCGUCAAACAUCACCUUACGACAGAGCUCGGAAGCCAGUGAUGCAACCAAACACAUGACAUUCCAGAUCUUGGAUGUCAUCGAGUUCAGUAGCCAUCGGAAGAGGAUGUCUAUUGUCGUGCGGUAUCCCGAUGGUCGGAUUUGCAUUAUCUGCAAAGGUGCGGACUCGGUGAUCUUGCCGAGACUCAAGAUGGCUAGCAUGGCGUUGCAAAAGGCCCAGGAUGUGAGGCAAAGCGCGGACCUUGAACGCGAACUUUUGCGCAAAAGUGAACAGCAUGAGCCGAGAAUCAGCAUUGGUGGUCGCGCUAGCAUGUCUUUGCGAAGAAGCAUCGGAAUCGCACGCGGUACCCCAGGCCCGAGUGUUCGGCCCCCUAUGGACCGCAGCCAGUCUUUCGAGACGAGCAAAUUGCGCAAGUCGAGCGACUUCUUGCGGCCGUCCAUCAACAUCCGCACGACUUCUUUCGAAGCUUCGGGGGGUUCUUCUCCCACUUUGCCAUACCAAACGCCCGAAAAAUUCGCCUUCCUUGACGAACCCGCCAUCGCCGACGACUCGACCAUUUUUACCAGAUGUUUCAAGCAUCUCGACGAUUUUGCCACCGAAGGCCUACGGACGCUGCUUUUCGCGCAAAAGUUCAUCUCGGAGCAGGACUACCUCACCUGGAAGAAAGCAUUCGACGCCGCAUCUACCAGCUUGACGGAUCGCCAAGACAAGAUCGAGGCUGCAGCGGAAACGAUCGAGCAGUCCUUCAACCUCGUCGGUGCUUCGGCGAUUGAAGACAAGCUUCAACAGGGCGUUCCGGAAACCAUUGACAAGUUGCGGAGGGCGAACAUCAAGAUCUGGAUGUUGACAGGCGACAAACGUGAAACAGCCAUCAACAUUGCCCAUUCAACCCGCAUCUGCCAACCAGUGUCCGAUCUGUACACUCUGGACGUCACUAAGGGAGACCUUCAGGGCCAGCUCGUGGCACUGUCCGAAGAUUUGCACUCUGGCUGUAUCCACAGUGUUGUCGUUAUCGACGGGCAGACCCUGGCGACGAUCGAGAAGUCGGACGACUUGACAGCCCAGUUCUACUCGGUGGUCCCCUUUGUCGACUCUGUCAUUUGCUGUCGAGCCUCUCCGGCGCAGAAGGCGUUGAUGGUCAAGACUGUUCGCUCCCAGCUACGAAAGCUGAAAGGUCGAAUGGGCCACGGUCUUACACUUGCUAUUGGUGACGGCGCCAACGACUUGGCAAUGAUCUCUGCUAGCCACGUCGGCGUCGGCAUCUCUGGAAAGGAGGGUUUACAAGCUGCUCGAGUAGCCGACUAUGCCAUCGCUCAAUUCAGAUACCUUCAGCGACUACUUCUCGUGCACGGUCGAUGGAACUACGUGCGUACGGCCAAGUUCAUAUUGUGUACUUUCUGGAAGGAGAUGUUCUUCUACCUCCCCACGGCCCUGUAUCAGCGCUACAACGGUUAUACGGGUACUUCAUUGUACGAAAUGGCUAGUUUGACUGUCUUCAACACAUUGUUCACCAGUCUGUGCGUCAUCUGUCUUGGGAUCUGGGAACAAGACCUCAGCGCAGAUACCUUGCUUGCCGUUCCCGAGCUUUAUGUGUACGGUCAGCGAAACAUGGGUCUAAACCUGGCCAAGUAUGCUGGCUGGAUGCUGUCAGCGGCAAUCCAGGGCGUGUUGGCGUACUGGGGCGUCUGGGCGGGUUACGUCUGGUUUGCGCACUCGAGUGACCAGGGCCUUUACGCCGUUGGCAACUUGGCGUUCACUCUUGGCGUUGUCUGGAUUAACUACAAGUGCUUCAUUCUCGAGACGCACCACAAAUCGGGUGUCGUGAUGGGAUGCUUCCUCCUCACCUUCUCCGGAUGGUGGGCUUGGCAAGGUUUCCUCUCGUCGAUCUAUACCCGCGCCCCGUCAAUCUACGCCGUACGCGAUGGUUUCUCAAAGACCUUUGGUCGGGAUUGGACAUGGUGGCUGACGUUGAUUGUAAUGGUCACUCUCUUCAUCCUCAUGGAGACCAUUUUCCGCACCCUUCAGCGUUCUCUCAUCCUCGCGGGGAUGUGGAGGUGGCCUUGGGUUCGUAAAGAGGACGACGUUUGUGCGGAUGAGUGGCGUUUGGAGCUUUGGCAAGAACUCGAAAAGGAUCCUAUUGUGAGGGAGAGGCUGAAGAGGUUAGCCAGUGAUGAGGAGGAGGCGGAGGAUUGCGAGGAGGAUUUUGUGGUUGGCGAGUCUGAGAGGGCGGGUUGA
Messenger RNA from Colletotrichum costaricense, 4194 nucleotides. RefSeq names its product phospholipid-translocating P-type ATPase. The record is from RefSeq and is a predicted model, not a curated record. Gene Ontology annotation, cellular component: plasma membrane. Bases 1 to 4194 code for a protein of 1397 amino acids. NCBI's taxonomy places the organism in Eukaryota, Fungi, Ascomycota, Sordariomycetes, Glomerellales, Glomerellaceae. Gene Ontology annotation, molecular function: ATP binding; magnesium ion binding; ATPase-coupled intramembrane lipid carrier activity. Gene Ontology annotation, biological process: post-Golgi vesicle-mediated transport; phospholipid translocation; endocytic recycling. The transcript is spliced from 2 exons.